Molecule: messenger RNA, 408 nt
Organism: Nylanderia fulva
Lineage: Eukaryota; Metazoa; Arthropoda; Insecta; Hymenoptera; Formicidae
Source: RefSeq, a predicted model, not a curated record
AUGGCCGGCAGAUUGGACCAGAAAACAUUCGUUUGUCAUCUCUGCGGCAGGAAAUACUUUUGGAAGGCUUCCCUACAUCGACACUUACGAGAGGAAUGUGGUACGUUUAAUUGCAAAGAAUACAACAAAUCUUAUAAAGCCGCGAGUAGCCUGAAGCGCCACCAGAACCACCAAAAGCCCAAUGUGUUUAAUUGCAAAGAAUGCAACAAAUCUUAUAAAAACCCGAGUAGCCUGAAGCGCCACCAGAAAACCGAGUGCAAGAGCAGUGUGAAAUGUCCUCCGUUCGUCUGUCAAUUCUGCGCUUACCGUUCAGCUCAAAAGACCAAUGUGGAACGUCAUGUUGAAAAGCGUCAUGCAGAAGAAUACGAUGAUUAUAAGGAAAAAAAAUGCCAAAAUCUUACAUUAUGA